ACAGGCAUCUCCACGGGCAGGCUGCAUCCACCUCGGCCGAGGUGUCGUCAUUGGCUGCCUAUUAGAAAAACCUACAGGACAAUGCAUACCACCGACUGCCGACUGUAAACACAGGGGAUGUGUGUUCACUUAGCACGGACUUCUGGGAGGGGCUAAGGAAGGGCGGUCUGCCGUUUUAUUGAAUAGAGCAGUGUGUGCCCGGCUGCCUGCCUGCCUGCCCUCUCGCUGAGCUCCCGCUUAAAGAAAUCGGUCCUUCCUUUCAGACUCGGUCCCCGGGAAGACGUUUCAGCCUAUGAGGUUUCACUGAAACAUCCCGAGAUCAUCCAGCCGAAUUUCGCAGGGAUUGGUGACCAAUCAGAGGGCGUAGACGUGGAUAUCUGACUGCUUGCCUAUCCAGACAUCACCUGGUCUCCCUAAACCUGACAUCGCACCAUGGAUGAUUUCGAACGUCGCAGAGAACUGAGGAGGCAAAAGCGGGAAGAGAUGCGCCUGGAAGCAGAAAGAAUCGCCUACCAGAGGAAUGACGAUGACGAGGAGGAGGCCGCCCGGGAACGGCGCCGGCGAGCCCGGCAGGAGAGGCUGCGGCAGAAGCAAGAAGAAGAAUCACUGGGGCAGGUGACCGACCAGGUGGAGGCUAACGCCCAGAACAGUGUGCCCGACGAGGAGGUCAAGACCACCACCACGAACACGCAGGUGGAGGGCGACGAUGAGGCCGCCUUACUGGAGCGCCUGGCUCGGCGGGAGGAAAGACGCCAGAAGCGCCUCCAGGAGGCGCUGGAGCGUCAGAAGGAGUUCGACCCGACAGUCACAGACGGGAGUCUACCGAGCAGAAGAAUGCGCAACGACACAGCGGAAAACGACACCGAUGACAAGGAGGAAAAAAGUGAAAGCCGCCGAGAAAGAUAUGAGAUAGAGGAAACCACGGAAAUAGUCACCAAGUCCUACCAGAAGAAUGACUGGCGGGAUAUUGAAGAGAAGAACAAAGAGGACAAAGAGGAGGAAGAGAAACCAAAGCAAGGGAGCAUCAAAGAAAACCAGGUAGAGGUGAUGAUGGGAGAAGAGAAAACGGUAGAAACCCAAGAAGAAACAGGGGGAAUGUCUUUGAAAAAUGGGCAGAUCGGUGCAGAUGAGUCUAAAGCAGAGGGUGAGAGGGAACGAGGUUCAGACGAGAUUUCCCAGCAUGAAAAGCGGGAGGAGGAGGAAAGGGAGGCCCAGGCAGAGAAGCUCAGGUUGGAAGCAGAAGAAAGAGAAAGAAUUAAAGCUGAGCAAGACCAAAAGGUAGCAGAGGAAAAAGCAAGACUUGAGGCGGAGGAAAAAGCAAGACUUGAGGCAGAGGAAAAAGCAGCCGCCCUAGAGAGGGAAAGGAGGGAGGCAGAGGAGAGGGAAAGGGUUCGGGAGGAGGAGCGCAGAGCGGCCGAGGAGAGGCAGAGGGCAAAGGCAGAGGAAGAAAAGAAGGCUCAGCUAGAAGAGCAAAAUCGUAAAAAGCAGCUAGAAGAGAAAAACAGUGACGCGCCAGAGAAAAGGAUGAAAGGGGAGAAGGGAGAAGAGACCGUAGAAGGGAAACGGGUCAAUGAAAAGAAAGGAGAAGAAGAUAAGCGCCAGACAGCUGUGCAGAAGAAACAGGAAGAAGAAAAGGGGGCUAAAGUGCAACCCCAAAGAGAAAAGUCCCAAGAAGACAAGCCUACAUUCAAAAAGGAAGAGGUCAAAGAUGAGAAGAUUAAAAAAGACAGAGAGCCCAGAGAAGAUGUUAAGAGCUUCUUAGAUGGGAAGAAGGGAUUUACAGAAGUGAAGUCGCAGAAUGGAGAGUUCAUGACCCACAAGCUGAAACACACUGAGAAUACUUUCAGCCGACCCGGAGGGAGGGCCAGCGAGGCCAAGGAGGCGGAAGGGGCUUCCCAAGUGGAAGCUGGCAAACGCCUGGAGGAGCUGCGCCGCCGCCGCGGGGAGACGGAGAGCGAGGAGUUCGAGAAGCUCAAACAGAAGCAGCAGGAGGCAGCGCUGGAGCUGGAGGAGCUGAAGAAGAAGAGGGAGGAGCGACGCAAAGUCCUGGAGGAGGAGGAACAGAGGAGGAAGCAGGAGGAAGCAGAGCGGAAAGUCAGAGAGGAGGAAGAGAAGAGGAGGCUAAAGGAGGAGAUUGAGAGACGAAGGGCAGAAGCUGCUGAGAAACGCCAGAAGAUGCCGGAAGAUGGCCUGUCAGAUGACAAGAAGCCAUUCAAGUGCUUCACUCCUAAAGGUUCAUCUCUCAAGAUAGAAGAGCGAGCAGAAUUUUUGAAUAAGUCUGUGCAGAAAAGUGGUGUCAAAUCAACUCAUCAAGCGGCCGUCGUCUCCAAGAUCGACAGCAGACUGGAGCAGUACACCAGUGCCAUCGAGGGAACCAAAACGGCAAAACCCACCAAGCCCGCAGCCUCGGAUCUUCCCGUGCCCGCUGAAGGCGUUCGCAACAUCAAGAGCAUGUGGGAGAAAGGGAAUGUGUUUUCGUCCCCCGCCACGUCGGGCACACCCCACAAGGAAACCGCUGGCUUGAAGGUGGGGGUUUCCAGCCGCAUCAGUGAGUGGCUCACUAAAACCCCCGAUGGCAACCGGUCACCUGCUCCCAAACCUUCUGAUUUGAGGCCAGGAGACGUAUCUGGCAAGCGGAACCUCUGGGAAAAGCAAUCUGUGGACAAGGUCACAUCCCCCACUAAGGUCUGAGACCGUUCAGGCGAGAAGCCGGAGCAGCCCCUCCAGAGGCCGGACCCGCCCAGUUGCAGAGGGCUGACGUGCUCUGUGUUCUAUUUAUGUUGAUUUACUCAAUUUGGGUUAAUUUCCUUUUGUUUUAUUUUUCAUUAUCCCAGUAAAGCCAUGUAUAUUGUCACUCUAUUUAAUAAUCACCGUCUAGAGAAGUUCGUGGUAAAAGUACUGCCUUUGCACAGGAGCCUGUUUCUAAAGAAACCCAUGCUGUGAAAUAGAGACUUUUCUACUGACCAUCGGAACUCGGAACAGUGACACCAGCCACGUCGGAGCUCAGACUAAAGGAGGCGCGAGAUGAAAAUUGCCUGAGGAAUGUGUGCAGUAUCCAGAAAAAAACCAACCAUAGUGUGCGUUGUCGUGAUUGUUAUUUUCAUUUUAAAUACAGAAGUCAUGUUGUUUCUGCACUUUAGAAUAAAGCAUGGAAGAAAUCAUCAUAGUAGGCAAUUGUAACACAUUCUGAAAGUAACCCGUUUCAGAUUUGAGAUACUGCAAUAAUGAUUGUUCUUUUAAUUGUACUGUUAAGGUGUUCCUUUUUUUCAUGCUGGUGGAUAUCUACGUUGGAUGAUGUUAGAAGACAGUGGUACCGAUAUCUUUAGGUUGGUUGCUUUGUGGAUUUCUUUGGUAGUGAUAGUAAACCACAUUUUAGAUGGCCUGUUCAUGUAUGUAUGUGCAUUCCUAUACAAACACACUAAUGGUAGAGAGCUUCUUUAUGUGCUAGGCUAUUAUAUUUAGCAGCCUGUCCUUGUAACUAGCCAAUAUCACAGCUUUUCAAAAAUUAAAAAAUCACAAUAUUAUAUUCAUAUUCAUAUUUGCCAAUAGAGACAUGGCGGAAUAGGUCUCGACGUGUGUUCAAGGCCCAGGAGACAACCUGUAGAAAAAGGUGACAUUCGUAAUGUCAAAAUGAAUGGAUAUUUUCUAUAAAACAUAGUAUUUAGUUUAUCAUUAAAGGCAGUCUUGAAGCCCAGUGUGAAUUUUACUAAAUCUGCCAUCUGGGUCAAACCAAAAGCUUGCUGAGAACUUGAUUCUGUUAACAACCAAGUUCCCAACAGGAUGGCCUGCGUGAUACCUGAGGUCUCGUCCUCAUCUGAAAUUGAAAGAUGAGAAUUUCAGUGAAAUUCCAUGUCUGGGCACAAGAGACCAACUUUGGCUCGUGUCUGCAAGCAGAGACGAAAAGUAAGCACAAUCCACAUUUAGAAGUCAUGAAAGUCCUUCUGCCUUUAACAUACUGAACCAUUUUGUAACUUAAAUGUUUCUUCUUUUAUUCUUAGUCAUUGGUACUUGCCAUAAGUUGAUAAUGUGCUGAACUUUCCAAAAAUAUAUAUAACUUGCACUAGUUUUACCAUUUCCCCCCAAAAUCUGUAUCGACUCAUCUUGUUUACACGUGCAGUCCCAACAUCAGCUCUUAUUAAGUAAGUGUAAGCGUGUAAGUAAGUGUACCUCUGUUCCUCACGACUGACGGGAAGAGAGCUCUCCAGCGUCUCGGCAAUGUGUUCUAGCAUAGGGAUAUGUAGGGUAGUUCUGCCAACUGAUACCUCAUUUGACUUAACCCAAAGUGUCCUGGCCUCAAUCCCUACCACACCGAGGGAGCCUCCCAAAUGACUAUUUUCUAAUCGACAGUAUUUCCCUGGAGGAGGUAGCCAGGGCAGUGCUGGCAUGAGCUGGGACCACUGCCUUGCAAAAUCUCUUUUCCUCAAAAAUCAGUAAAGAGUAGCUGGAUUCUCUAGUUUUUCUCACACCUGGGCCAAAGGAAGGAAAGCCACCAAGAUUGCACAGGUCACCCACCCGUGACAGGGUAGAUAGGAAUCUAUGACAAGGUGAACUAGAAUCCACCUGUAGUGUCUGGUUGAGCAUCGACUCCCAUCACUGGAGUGAAAUGGACCAAAGUGUGAAUGAAGGCCCACGGCCAUGUAGCAUUUGCUUUGUUGUACUUUUGAACAAGAGCUUCUCCUGAUCACUAUUAUAUAUAUUUUUUCUCGAAAGUCUAAAGUUGAGAUGAGAAGAGAAUAUAUCGAUCCUGACUUUUAUUCCAGUGUUUGGAUGGAAUAAGUUUUAGGGUAGAAUUUUGUUCCGUUUGGAUUUAAUCUUUUGAAAAAAUGAAUCCCGUGUUUACUUGUUUGAUUACAAUUCUCUUUGUUAUCUUUAAGAGGUAAAACUGCAAAGUGACUAGCAUGUUCUGUGAAUCUGCCAUUCCUGAAAAUUUUAUCAACACUUGAUAUUUUUCACUGAUAAUUGAUCGCUGCAAUAAAUAUAUAUUGUGAAAAUGCAUCCACAAUAAAUGGAAUUCCUCCAAA
Molecule: messenger RNA, 5021 nt
Organism: Phyllostomus hastatus (greater spear-nosed bat)
Lineage: Eukaryota; Metazoa; Chordata; Mammalia; Chiroptera; Phyllostomidae
Gene: CALD1
Product: caldesmon 1
Exons: 15
Coding region: 433-2691 (752 amino acids)
Biological process (GO): angiogenesis; muscle contraction; actin filament bundle assembly
Cellular component (GO): actin cytoskeleton
Molecular function (GO): myosin binding; calmodulin binding; actin binding
Source: RefSeq, a predicted model, not a curated record